Molecule: messenger RNA, 17146 nt
Organism: Liolophura sinensis
Lineage: Eukaryota; Metazoa; Mollusca; Polyplacophora; Chitonida; Chitonidae
Product: protocadherin Fat 1-like
Exons: 36
Coding region: 140-14362 (4740 amino acids)
Biological process (GO): neuron projection development; homophilic cell-cell adhesion; cell migration
Cellular component (GO): plasma membrane; catenin complex
Molecular function (GO): cadherin binding; beta-catenin binding; calcium ion binding
Source: RefSeq, a predicted model, not a curated record
UGUGUCAUUAGGCAGCAGUACUGCGACUAGAGAGGUUGUGUGAGAGAAGCGAUGGGAUUAUUAACCGAUUCGGGAUAGAUUUCUGACAGACAGACCUGUACUGAAUGUAUGUGAAGGUGGCCAAUGAAGAAGCAUUAAGAUGGCAGUGAGGUGGACUGCCUGGGCUGGUGUGUCCAGUCUGCUCCAGUGGUUGGUGUGGAUUGGGGCAUUACACCUCCAGUCUGGUGCUGCCCAGUACCCACCCUAUCUUACCAGGGAAACCUUUCACUUCACCAAGCCCUACUACAAUGCCAGCAUCGUAGAGAACUCUAUUGGCAAGACAUAUGUAACAGCCAUGGAUAAGAUGGGUAUUUACACAUACCUGGAGGGACCACAGAUUGAUAUUUAUUAUGAGAUCGUUGGCGGUGAUGAGGGUAAGAUAUUUAAACCAGAAGAAUAUAUCGUAGGGGAUUUCUGUUUUCUUCGCAUAAGGACACACACUGGCAUUUAUGGAAAUGUGAACAGAGAGCUCCAUGACAGCUACACAUUGCAGGUCAAGGCAGUUGGGAAAUACGAAUCCUUACCGUUAAGACUCGAGGCAGUGACGGAAGUGAAGAUCUGGGUGGAAGAUGCAAAUGAUCUGAGUCCUUUGUUUGAACCAAGGGAAUACGAUGUGGUAGUGAAUGAGAACGCUGCGCUGCACAGCAGCGUGGCUCAGGUGACUGCUUCUGAUGCUGAUGUAGGUGUUAAUGGCGAGAUUUAUUACAGCUUCUUACAGGACACUAAAGUUUUUGCCAUUCACCCGACGAGUGGCAUUGUGUACGUGACAAGGCCUCUGAGCUACUCUGAUCGCAAGGAGUAUCUCUUUGAUGUUUUAGCAGAAGACAGAGGCCCAAAGAAAGACAGCACAGUCAGCUCUACUAAAACAUCAGCUAAGUUACACAUUACCGUGAUUCAGGUGAAUUUCUUUGAGCCUGUCAUAGCUGUAAAGAACCUGCCCGCCGUGGUGGAGCAUGGCAUGGCCUCUGUGUAUGCCAUUCUGACCGUCAGUGAUGCUGACAAAGGUAAUAAUGGGAAGAUUGGCAGUGUAGACAUAAUAGCUGGCAACAGAGAAGGCCUUUUUCAGGUGGCUCCUGCUAAAGACAAGGCUGGAGAGUAUGUGAUAGAAGUGAAGGAUGAACUGGACAGAGAGAUAAUGCCCUGGGGCUACAAUUUAACAGUGUUAGCCAUGGACAAGGGCAGUCCUGCUAAGAGCACCACAACAUCAGUGCAUGUGAAGAUUCUGGACACCAAUGAUAAUGCACCAAAGUUUGCCCAGAAACAGUACAAAGUCCAAGUGGAAGAGACGGUGCCAGUGAACACACCAUUGCUGUUUGUAGAGGCUGGAGACAAAGAUCUGGGCAAAAAUGCGGAAAUACUUUACUCCAUCAAGGCUGGGAACUCCAAAAACCUCUUCAAAAUUCACCAGUGGAAAGGACUGUUAAGUACAGCUGGAGAACUCGAUGCAGAAACACAAGACACCUUUGAGCUGGUGAUUAGUGCUGUGGAUCAAGGCAAUACUGGAUCUCGAAAAGAAGGCACGACCAGAGUCUCCGUCAAAGUCAUUGACUGCAAUGACAAUUCACCUGUUUUUAAUGUGACAAGUAAUUCAGUAUUUGUAGAUGAGAAUAAACCCGUAGGAACGGAUGUAUUUCAGGUUUCGGCGUACGAUCUUGACAGAGGCGAAAAUAGUUACUUGAGUUUUUCCAUUGCUAAUUUAAAUCCGGUGCCUUUUGACAUCAAUCGAUUUACCGGUGUGGUCAGAACAACUGAUGUGUUAGACUUUGAAUCCAUGCGGCGGACUUACAAGAUCAAAAUCCGUGCUUCUGAUUGGGGGGCACCAUUCAGAAGGGAAUCUGAGAAAGUAUUUACGAUUAGAGUGAGGGAUGUUAAUGAUAACACCCCUGAGUUUGAGAAGACAAACUGUACAGGCUAUGUGGCAAGAGAAGCCCCAUUAGAUACAGAGCUCUUGGUGGUGUCCGCCAUCGAUCAGGAUGUCAACAACAUUGUCAGUUACCAGAUAGUUGAUGGUAAUACGGACAACUGCUUUGAUCUGGAUUCUUCUACAGGAAAGCUUCUGUUGAAGUGUACACUUAUGAACUACCCCGCAGACCGCGUCAUCUUGGUUAUCAAGGCCACAGAUAGUGCAACAUUUUCUACUCCUAUGAUGGUGAACAUCACACUUGUCAACACAAACGGUAACGUUCAUUUAGCAAACAACAACGCUAAUAUCCAUUGUAAAGAUACAGGGGUGAUUGAGAAAACCAGUAAGCUUCUGCAGGAAUCCAAGAGGAACAAUGAUGAUUCCAGAGACCUGGAUAUGAUGUCAAACAUACCAAACAAGUUCCUGCACAAUGAGCACACUCCAGUUUUUGACAACAAUGUGCGUCAUGCUCUUGCUGUUUCUGAAGGAAUGCCAGUUGGAGCUACUGUCCUGCAGCUCAAAGUCACUGACGAGGACCCGACAUACAACGGCAUGUUGGUGUUCUCCAUUAGCUCAGGGGAUGAGGGCUUCUUCAAGGUAGACACCAAGUCCGGGGCGCUUACAGUUCUGUCUAAGUUGGACAGAGAAUUAAAUAGCUCUUUGAACUUGACUGUAAAAGUGUCAGAUCUGGGAGAGCCUCAGUUGAGCAGCACAACAUUUUUAGCCGUAACUGUGUUGGACGAAAACGAUUGUGCUCCUAAGUUUGACAAGGAUUCUUACUCGGUGUCCAUUUCUGAGGAUGUGAAAGUAGGAGCCUUCACUGUGCAAGUAUCUGCUGUGGACAAAGACCAAGGCAAGAACUCGGAGGUCACUUACUCCAUUUUAUCGGACACGGAUGACUUCCAUAUUGAUGGCUGGAGCGGUGUGAUCACUGUCAACCUUCCUCUUAAUCGCGAGAUGCAGGAUGUCUAUUAUCUGCUGGUUCAGGCUAUGGAUGCUGGUCAGGAGCCGCUGUCAUCAACCACCACGGUCACAGUAACGGUAGAGGACAUAAACGACAACAGGCCUUAUUUCAUCCCCAGUGACUACACAGUGAAAAUCCGUGAGGAUCUGCCCGUAGGAACAGUGGUCAUGACCAUAACUGCUCAGGACCCAGAUAUUGGUGGUGGUGGACUUGUCAAAUACAUGUUACAGGAUGGAACUGAUGGCAAGUUCAGCAUUGACCAUGACACAGGUGUGAUACGCAUUGUCAGGCCACUGGAUUUUGAGAAGAAACAGGUGUUCAAUAUAACAGGUGUUGCUCGAGACAACGGCAACCCUGCGUUCAGUUCUGAAUGUAAAAUUAAUAUAGAAAUCAUUGAUGUUAAUGAAAACCUUUUCCCACCAGAGUUCAGAAAUUUUGUGGCCAAAGGUUCAGUGAAGGAGAACGAACCUUUAGGAUCUGUGGUGAUGCAGGUGGUUGCUAAGGACCCGGAUUUGGGAGGGUACCGUCCAGAUUUGGUGCUGUACUCCAUUCGUGAGGGCACUGGCUUGGGACGAUUUACCAUUGACUCUGAUGGCACAAUUCGUACCAAUCAGGUGUUGGACAGGGAAACCGCGUCACACUACUGGCUGACCGUUUAUGCUCAGGAUCGUGGGGUGGUUCCUCUACACUCUCGCUUGGACGUAUUUAUCGAGGUGGAAGACCUGAAUGAUAAUAUCCCCCAGACCAUAGAGCCGGCGUACUACGCGUCCGUGGUAGAGAACAGCAAGGCAGGCGUUACUGUGGUAAAGAUAGAGGCAGAGGAUGGUGACCAGAACCCUCUACAGAGGUUACAGUUUGACAUCACGGGUGGGAACCCCCAGGGCUUCUUCAGGAUUGACCCAGUGUCAGGUGCCGUGCUGACAACAAAGCGACGAUUGGACAGGGAACGUCAGAGCGAGCACAUCUUGGAGAUAACGGUCAGUGACAAUGGUCAGCCUAACCUGUCAUCCACGUCCAGAGUUGUGGUCAAGGUGGAGGAUGAGAAUGACAAUGCUCCACAGUUCACGGAGCGUGUCUACAGGGUUAGGAUCCUUGAGCCCUUGCCCGGUGCCCAGUCGGUGUCACUCUUUAGGGUGGUGGCAUUCGACAAGGACUCUGGAGUCAAUGCUGAAAUCACCUACACUGCCAAAGGAACAAGGACAAAGUUUCAUGUCCACCCAAAAACCGGGGAGAUCACUGCCCUCAGUCCACAGGAUCUGAUUAAAGGAAGCGACCAUUCUGUUAGCAUCAAGGCUGAGGAUGGCGGAAGUCCACCCAGGAAGUCCAUUGCACGCGUCAGAGUGGAGGUACUGGGUAGACCCGACCGUUCCGUCCACCCGCCCAAGUUUGACAGGGCUGAUAUGACCGUCAGUGUCAUGGAGGAUGACAAAUUGGGCAGUAUGGUGGCCCUUUUAGGAGCCACUGAUGAUGACCAUGACAAACUUUGGUAUAACAUCACAGGAGGCAAUGAAGAGAAAAAGUUUGUGAUUGGAAUAGAAGAUGGAAUCGUGUUACUGGCACAGUCCCUUGACUGGGAGCAGAGGAACUCUUACAACCUCACCAUCAGCGUCACUGAUGGUGUUCACACAGCCUAUUGUUGGUUGAAUGUCAAGGUUCAGGACAACAACGACAAUGCUCCUGUAUUCUCCCAGACAUUGUACAUAGGUCAGGUUUCAGAAAGUGCAGAGGUCGGCACCAGUGUCCUUGAGGUCACGGCUACUGACCUUGACAAGGACAACAAGCUACUGUACACAAUCCAUGGUGCUGCGAAUCGUGUCAGCAUGGAAAUGUUCCAAAUUAACUCGCUAACAGGUCAAAUCUCUGUGAAGGAACCACUGGACCAUGAGGCACUGAAUAAACACCAGCUAGUCAUCAUGGCCAGAGACAAGGGAGUUAAGCCAUACCGGAGCUUUGCAAAAGUUGUCAUCAAUGUACAGGAUCACAAUGACCAUGCUCCUGAGUUCCUCUCUGGCAGGUUUGAAGGGCGAGUGUUUGAGACAGCUGCCAUUGGGACGUCUGUCGUCCAGGUGAUGGCGUUCGACAGAGACAAGGGAGAUAAUGCAGAGAUCCAGUACUCCAUCGUGUCUGGUAAUGUAGGAAAUGCUUUUGGCAUUGAUGAGAAGUUGGGUACCAUAACAGUGUCUGAAGAGCUGGAUCGCAAUGAACAGUCCUCUUACCUGUUGGUUGUUAAAGCCACUGACAAAGGUGAACCUUCCAUGAGUAGUACAGCAAGAGUGAAGAUUUUUGUCACCAUUUCGAAUAAUGCUCCACCGAAGUUCCGCUACACAGAGUACACAUCUGAGCUGGAGGAAAAUUCCGCCCCCGGAGAGGCCAUAGUCACAGUUAAUGCCGAGAGCUGCUCAUCUGUUGUCUAUGAGAUCAUCCACGGGGAUGACAAUUCCACCUUCUCUAUCAACCCCAAUUCUGGCAUCCUCUCCAACAGAAUCAGUUUUGACUACGAAAAGGAUCAGUUCUUCAACUUGACUGUACAAGGAACCAAUAUGGUGGGAGCAACUGCAACAACGUAUGUUCUUGUCCAUAUUGUAGACAUGAAUGACAAUAGACCAGAAUUUCUUAAGCCAGUCUAUGUAGGAAAUAUCACAGAAUGUACAGCUGCUGGUUCAGUUGUUCUUGACAGUGAUUUGGGUCCUUUGGUGAUCCAGGCAAGGGAUAAAGACUUCGGCAGAAACGGUCUCUUGGUGUAUGAGAUCAUGGGAGUGGAAGCCAAGAAAUACUUCUCAAUUGACUCUAGUACAGGUGCCAUUAAAACAGCAGCACUUCUUAACCACGAGGAAUUUACUGUCAUUGAGUUUGAGGUGAAGGUCAGUGACACGGGAAAGCCACAGUUGACCACAGAAGAACCUGCACGGGUGGUCAUCUACAUUGAGGACAUCAACGAUUCCCCGCCAGAAUUUUCCUCUCCUGUGUACAAUGCGACCGUUUUGUUACCAACCUACAAAGACGUUCACUUCUUGACUCUGGAAGCCACUGAUCCAGACACGGACGUGCAGAGCAACUUGGUCUUCCAGAUUUCUGAUGGGAAUGAUGAAGGCCAUUUUGGAAUCAACAACAGUAGCGGUGCUUUGUUUGUCAUAGAUGAACAGAAUAUGAGUGAGAGCUACUCUUUAGCCGUCACAGUCAGCGAUGGAGAGUUUACAGGAAAAGCUCUCGUGAACAUUACUGUCAAGAAAACUGAAAACAGUGGGCUAGAAUUCACAGAGGACACCAUAUCUGUAGACGUGAUGGAAAACGUGACAGGUGUCAAAAACCUGGCGGUCAUUCAGGUCAAAGGUCAUGUCAUGAACGAGCACCUCACCUUCUCCAUACUGAACCCGAGCAAGCUGUUUAAGAUCGGACCGACGUCUGGUGUGUUACAGACAACUGGACACCUGUUUGACAGAGAGACACGAGAUAGGUACAGCCUGGUGGUAGAAGUCCGUGAUGCGCGCCCAGAGCCCAGACUAGCUCACAUCGUCGUCAGCGUCACUGUACUGGAUAAGAAUGACAACGCUCCUAUGUUUGUUAACCAGCCAUACUACUCAAUACUGUCAGUGGAGUCUGGAAGAGGAGAAACUGUGCUACAGGUACUGGCUAUUGACAAGGACCUUGGGGAGAAUGGAGCAGUGACGUACAGACUGGUGGAUGGGGCGGAGGGCAAGUUCACCAUCCACCGCAGUACAGGGGAGAUCUACCUGUCAGAGUUACUGACCACGGUCCAGGAGAACACACAGUUUGAUUUGCUGGUCGAGGCCAUGGACAGAGGAACUCCAUCACUGAAGUCACAGACUGUGGUACCUGUUAAGGUGAUUACAAAAGCCACACCUGUAUUCAGCCAACAGUAUUACAGUGUGAGCAUACCUGAGAACAUUCAGCUUCACUCCCCUGUCAUCAGUCUUCAGGCCGGCAGUCCCAACGGACAGAAACUCAUCUACUCCAUUACCAAGGGAGAUAAAUAUGGCGAGUUUGCUGUCGACUUUAAUACAGAUAUGGACGUAUUAGGGCCAUGUGUGCUAUAUGUAGUGGACCGCUUGGAUAAUGAGGGUGUGGUCAGGAGUUAUGAACUAACUCUGCGAGCCACGGAUGUGAUGACGGGUUCGUACUCGGAGACCACCGUCAUGGUGGAACUAGAGGAUGUCAACGACAACGCCCCUCAGUUUGAGAGCCAGAGUUACAUGUCUGUCAUCUCUGAGGCAGUGCGCACUGGCAGUAAGGUGCUGAGCGUUUCCGCGACGGACCAGGACGAGGGCAUGAACAAGAUGGUGCGUUUCAGUCUAGCAGACAUCUCCACAGACAGGAACGACAGCACGUACUUCCAGAUAGACUCAGAGACAGGCGUACUCAGCACUAGGCUCCUCCUCGACCAGGAAACUCAGGCGGAGUUUCGCUUCUUUGUGGUGGCAACAGAUAGCGGAAUGCCAGCCCUCAGCUCCUCCUCUUUGACACGAAUUACGCUCUCAGAUCUCAACGACAACCCUCCAACAUUUGACCAACCUUCUUACAACUGUCUCAUUACGGAGCAGCUGAGGCGUGGGGAGUUUGUUACCAAGGUGACAGCCUCUGACCCAGACUCCUCUGACGCUGGUCAGCUACAAUACUCCAUUGUAGGCGGCAAUGAUCAACAAGCUUUCAUCGUUGAGAAGAACUCUGGGAUUAUUCGCCUCUCUGACCAAAGAACGCCCAAUUUACAGUCCAGUUACACCCUGAACAUCUCGGUGACAGAUCAGGUCUUCACCAACUUCGCCCGUGUACAGAUCUCUGUCAAGUCACUGAAUAACUACGCUCCUAAGUUCUCCCAGGACAUGUAUUAUGCGGAGUUCUCAGAGAACAUUGGGGAGGGAAUGCUGGUGACAACUGUGUCGGCAGUGGAUCAGGACAUUGGGACAUUUGGAGCCCUCAGCUACAGCAUCACAAGUGCCCUGUCCGAUGAAAUCUUCAGAAUGGAUGCUGAUACUGGUGAGAUGUUCUCCAGGAAGAUCUUGGACCGUGAGACCCAGAGCCAGUAUGAGGUUCCCAUUGCCGUCACGGACAACGGAGGCUUCAUGGCCUUUAGCUCCGUCCUGGUCACUGUGUCUGACAUGAACGACAACGUCCCACAGUUCCUGGUGCAGGAGUACAAGGGCAACGUAUACCAUGAUGCUUCUAUCAACUCUACUGUUCUUCAGUUGCGAGCCACAGAUGAUGACACUGGGGACAAUGGGGAUGUAGUUUACUCAAUCUUUAAUGGGGAGAACUCCAAAGCCUCCGAGUUCAUCGAUGUGGACCCAGACAGCGGUGUGAUAACAGUCAAGGACGGUCUGGAAAACUCUGUGAACCAAGUGUACCAGUUCUUUGUGCAUGCCACAGACCGUGGUAGCCCCUCCCUGGAGAACAACGUCCCUGUGGAGAUCCUUGUGAUGGGGCCCAUGGACGCCCCACCCAUGUUUGAUCAGCCAGGCUAUUCAUUCUUCAUACCUGAGAAUACUAGACCUAACACUAUCAUCGCAACCAUCACAGCCCAGAGCAAUGACACCGUCACCUACAGUAUUGUCCCAGGCUUCACAAGGGGAAGUAACAACCCGGCUAAAUUCAGUAUUAACGGAGAGGGGAAGAUUCGAGUGUUGGGAGAGCUGGAUCGUGAGACAACGAGCAGCUUCACGCUGACGAUACGGGCCGAGACACCCACCACACCGCCCCUCGUUGCACAUACACAGGUGCAUGUGCAGAUUAUGGAUAUCAACGACAACUGUCCUCAGUUCGAAUCAAACCCUUACUUGGCAACCGUGCCAGAGAACACAGACCCUGGUAUACAUGUGAUCAAAGUCAAAGCAUUUGAUAAUGACACUGGAGUAAACGCCGAGGUGCGAUAUGCAUUCACAGCCGAGGUAGGCAAGCUCGCUAAUAUGUUUGCUAUCAAUUCAGAAACAGGGGAGAUAACUCUGUUGGUGCCUUUGGACAGGGAAGAGGCCGAUGAGUAUAAUCUGACUGUGAUCGCCAGCGACCGAGGUUCCAAAGAGAGCCUCAGCAACACCACACUGGUGACCGUUCGGGUCAUGGACCAUAACGAUGAGGCACCCGUCUUCAGCCAGACCACGUAUUCCGCGGCCGUCAAUGAGGAUGCCUUACCGGGCACUGUCAUUGUGUCCAUCUCUACGUCUGAUGGUGACCUGGCCUCAGACAUCACCUACUAUGUGACUAGCGGAGAUCCCCUAGGGCAGUUCAGCAUCAGCAAGGCUGGAGAGGUAUACGUAAACAGGGCACUGGACAGGGAGGCUAAGUCUCGCUACAAGAUGACUAUCAUGGCAACCGAUGGUGGAUUUGUUACCACGGCGAUGGUUGUCAUAGAUAUACUUGAUGCCAAUGAUAACGCUCCUAACUGCGAUAUACCGUUAUACCAGAAGUUUGUGACAGAAGAUGUGGCUCCCAACCAUUACGUUACUCCCAUCAUUGCUACUGAUGCUGAUGAACACGGGACGCGCAAUGCCAGGAUCAAGUACUCCCUGGAAGGAGAAGGGGCAGAGAACUUCAACAUCGAUGAGAAAACAGGUUACCUGACGACAGCUGCUGAAUUAGAUAGAGAGGUACAGGCUGAUUAUAAACUGCUGGUUCAUGCAGUAGACGGAGGAGGACUGUCCUGUACCACAGAGGUGUACGUUGCUGUCAAGGAUGUCAAUGACAACGCCCCAGUCUUCACCAUGGAAACCUACACCGUCACCAUCGCAGAAAGCGCCAAAGUGAACACGCUUAUUACCCGUGUGUCAGCGUCGGAUGAAGAUCUGGGUAUAAAUCGUAAAGUGAAGUACCGGUUGAAGGACAGGUCUGACACUUUUUCCUUGGAUGAGGUCAAUGGUAUCAUCAGCCUGAUUCGCUGUGUGGACAGGGAGAUAACUCCGCAAUACUCCUUAGCUGUGGAGGCAUAUGAUCAGGGCAACCCCUCUCUGUCGUCAGAGGCCAUGGUCCAGGUCGUGGUGCUGGACAUCAAUGACAAUCCCCCUGAGUUUGAGCUGACCAGUUACUCGGUCAGUGUACAGGAGGAUGUACCUACAGGUACGGCUGUAGUGACCGUACUGGCCACCAGCAGGGAUGUGGGCAUCAACGCUGUCAUCACAUACUCUAUCGUGGCUGGCAAUGAGCUGGGGAAGUUCACAGUAGGUCCGUCCACAGGUGUUAUCCGUGUAGAUAAGAUGCUGGAUCAUGAGGCUUCUCGCGAGUUCUUCCUCACAGUACAAGCCAGUGACGGUGGCUCCCCCACCCUGAGUAACACAGCCGUGGUGAACAUUAAUGUGACGGAUGUCAAUGAUAUGCCUCCACGCUUCAGCCAGCCCAUUUACUCAGGCUCUAUAAGGGAAGAUGCUAAGGAAGGGGAGACAAUUCUGCAGGUUAUGGCUACUGAUGAAGACAGCCCUCCGUUUGAUGACAUCACCUACAGCAUCAUCAAGGGUGACCCUGAGAAUAGGUUCUUGAUUGGGGAGAAGACUGGUGUUGUUACAGUAGGAGAGGUGCUGGACAGGGAACAGACUGCUGAGUAUACACUGACUGUCGUGGCCUCUGAUGGUGACCUGCUGACCUCUGUUGACGUAACAAUCACCAUUAAGGAUGCUAAUGACUGUCCACCUGUCUUCCAGCUGAACAACCAUACUGUCUUUGUACAGGAGGACCGCAGUGUUGGUUACAACAUCCUGACCUUCAAAGUGGAAGAUUGUGACCUUGAGCCUAAUGCAGGCCCAUUCUCUUUUGACAUCAUCAGCGGUAACCAAGGAAAUGAGUUCCGAGUGGACAGCAAAGGGACACUGUUAAUUGCAGGUAUAUUCCGCAAACAGGUGAAGGAUGUGUAUAACCUCACCAUCCGUGUGUUUGACAAUGGUCUCCCCACACUUUACACUGAUACCAGUGUUAUCAUUCACAUCAUAGAGGAGAGCAGCUACCCACCUAAGGUAGGCAGUCUGAGUGUUGGCAUUAGUUCAUACCUGGACGAGUUCCCAGGUGGACUGAUUGGCCAGGUGUUAGCCACGGAUGAUGACAUCUAUGACAGACUGACCUACACCAUUACUUCACCCAACAAACACCUGUUCAACAUUGAUGAGAAAGAUGGUCGUAUCAUAGCCUUGCCAGGCUUGGAUGCUGGAGACUAUGUGAUUGUUGUGAGUGUGACGGACGGCAAGUACUACACUACGACGAGUGUGAAUGUGGAGGUGCAGUCCAUCACCCAGGAAAUGGUGGACAACGCCAUCACCAUUCAGCUAGAAAACCUUGUGCCGGAAGAAUUUCUACAGAGAAACAUCAAGGCCUUCAAGAGGACGCUCAAGGCAGAGUUAUCUGUGCGUGCUAAGGACAUUGAAAUUAUCAGCGUUCAGCCUGCUGUAGAGGACAGCGACCAGAACAUCUUCAAACGUCAGCGGCGAGCCAUUCACGGCCAGAAUCUUGAUGUCUUGUUUGCUGUGAGAAAGUCGCCCAGCUCAUACUACCGCAGCAAUGCCUUGCGACGCAAGGUCUCCCUGGCGAUACCCACCUUGGAGUCUGCUCUGGGCGUUCCCGUUGUGAAGGUGUUUAAUGACAUCUGUGAGCGAGAUUUCUGUGACCAGGGAGAGUGUUUCAGCUACGUGGAGUUUAACAAAGAGUCCGUGGUGCGUGUUGUGCUUGAUGAUGAAACAUACGUCACCGCUCAGCAUAAGUAUGCCCGCAAGUGCCAGUGUCAUGAGGGCUAUGGUGGUGAGAAGUGUUCAGAGCAGGUGACCACCUGUAUCCACAAGCCCUGCCCUAGUUACAUGUUGUGUCGACCACACCCUGCCCAGGGGUACCAAUGUGAGUGCCCAGUGGGGCGCACUGGGCCACGCUGUGAGGAAGAAUUACCCAAGGCCCAGGGAGUAUGUACGGAUGUCCACUGUCAGAGAGGUGACAAGCCGAUGACGUUCUCUGGCCGUAGUUAUGCUCGCUGGAGGUUGGUGGACAAGAUGGAGAGGCGUCUCAGCCUGGCCAUUAAAAUAAAGACCCGCAAGGCCACUGCCAGUCUGAUGUAUGCCACGGGUCAGAGGGACUACAGCAUUCUGGAGCUGAUCAAUGGGAUGGUACAGUUCAAGUUUAACCUGGGCAGUGGUCAGGGAGCUGUGUUAAUUCCGGAGAUAAUCAGCGACGGCAACUGGCAUGAGAUCAUUGUGGAACGGAACGGGAACUUUGCUGAGGUCAUGCUGAACGGACGAUUCUCAGGCCAGGUGUUGGCACCAGAACCAAAUGAUAUCCUCAAUCUUUACACACAUGAUGUGUACUUUGGGGCAGAGGUCACGCUUAUGACCAAUGGCUACAAGAACAUACAGAAUGGAUUUGAAGGUUGUAUGGAUGACAUUAAGGUCAACGGUGUGCGACUCCCAGCAUCAGGAAGCAACUCUGUGGCAACCAGUCAGGAUUUUAAGGAUGUUGAAUUUCACUGUAGAGAUUCUGGAUCUAUCCCCAGCGAUACAAGUGGCGCUUGUGGCAGUUUCCCAUGCCUGAACGGUGGUCAGUGUAUAAGUCUGAACCAGCAGACAUUCCACUGUCAAUGUCUGGACAGGUUCCGAGGCCAGAAGUGUGAAAUUGACAGCAACCCCUGCGCCAGUAACCCCUGCAUGUACGGAGGUGUAUGUUCCAAUGUUGCUGAGGUUCCUAAUGACUUCAUGUGUAAGUGUGACGUGGGUUUAUCUGGCAAGCGGUGUAACUAUGGCCGCUACUGUCACCCUGACGUCUGCAUUAACAACGGGGUCUGCAUUGAGGGGCCUAACUCUGCCAUUUGUCAGUGCGACCAAGAGAGAUUUGCAGGAAAACGAUGUGAGUUGAAUGUGGACCCAUGUUUCGGCUCCCCCUGCCUGCAUGGUGGCAUCUGCCAGAGAAGGGGCCAGACCUACACCUGUAACUGCACAGAAGGUACAGCAGGUGUGGACUGUAAGGAGGUCACAGUGCCUGCCAUCACCCCCAGCCUCAGUGUGGAGGAGAUAUACGGCAUUAUAGGCUGCCUGGUGGGCCUCUUGUUGAUAGUCAUCGUAUUUGUGAGUUACCGGCUGUGUCGCAGGAGACAGAAGCGUCGCCGUGGUAACGUAACUGCCGGGAUCGCUAACGACCCGAGUGAUGUCCUGCUGAACAGUAUUCAUGACGACAUGAAGCGUACGAAGCUGAGUAACCUGGACAUAGCCCUGUCCGUGCAGAACAAGCCUCCAAGUCCACGACCCCCACCUGUCCCUAACCGUCCAGCAUCCUAUACACCCAGCAACCAUGACUCUGUCAACACCCUGAACAAUUUUGACACUGUCAGGAACUACGGCAGCGCUGCGGACGAUUUAGAAAGUAUUCACAACAUUCCAGUGUACAACUCAGAGUAUUUACAGACUUUUACCGGACCUCGUACCACCCCAGCCAGCAUUCCACCCUCACUACCUCCUCCCCCACCCUCCAAUUCAGCGUCAGACUCUGACUCCAUACAGAAAGCACACUGGGAGUUUGACUACCCUAAUAUAAUGGAGAACUACGGUGAAGAUAAAAAGUACGCAGAUAACCUGGCUAAGAUGAUGCCUGGGGCCCACAUGCCACCGACCAUGGCCGGGCCCUGUACAGGUUCCUUUUCUAGCCUACCUGUAUCCGAGUCUGAAGAUGACCUCCCAGUCAAGCGAGGGAAGAAGAAAGGUUACCACUGGGACACCAGUGACUGGGCGCCACACCCUUCCCUUCCGAACAUAAGCGAAGUGCCGAUGAAAGAGAUUUUAGAUUCGCCAAGCUCCAGCCCCCACAGUCAUGACUCCAACACCAACAUAGGAGUGCAGGAGCAUAGCCAUGCCGAGGAGGAGGAUGGCAUCAAUGAGCACAGCCAUCUGCUCUACGACUCUGAGUAUGUGGAGAAUGAAUCGGAGUACGUGGGAGAUUCUGAAUACGCCGACAAUGAGUUUGAUGAUGAGUACAAUGAUGACCCCACCCAGUACCCAUCUCACGCAGACUUCCAGCAGAUCCUGGCUCUUCAGGCCCAGCUUCAGGAGGCCGUAGACUACGAGUUACCCAGGCAUAACCUCAAUGUCCACCCAGACCAGUACCUGCCCCAUUACAGCCUCAACGGACACCAAAGCGAACAGGAUAAUGCCGAUGAGGAGGACAACGGAAACCGGCAGCCAUUGCUGGGUGCGGAGGCUCGCGCCCCGGAGGAGAACAUCAUCCAUUAUGGGUUUCCACGCCAGGGACCACGCAGGUUCAUGGGGGAUGACCUCGGGGUGCAGAGCGACUGUAAUGGAGACUUUGAGAACUCUCAGUCAGCUUUAGAUGACAUGAGCGUGUCUGUAGGUGGUUACACCUCCACCAAUGCCUCAUGCUCUGACAUCUCUGGUCUCUGUGAGAUAGAAGACAGCGAGAUCAAUCUUUCUGAUGAGGACAGCACGGAGUCUAGCCCCUCGGCCCGACUGCGCGCAGACAACCUGCACACACAGGUGUGAUGGCUUGUUAGUGGUGCACCGGUGUGAAGUGUCAUCUAAGAACUCUGGUAGACAGUCAGCCCUUGCCCCCUGAGUGACUUCAGUGUCCAUUAUGCGGGUCCCCCCAGCAGCCAAGCCAGUCCUGGAAAUUCCCUCAAUGCAAAUAGGUGUACAGUUAUCUUCCCUGGCCUGGCUGGCAUGGUGCUAUAUUUUCUGUGAACACGUGAUCUGAGUCUGUGUACUGGCACAGUUCACCUGCCUGCUUGAUUGGUGUAAGCUUUGUGAUAUUUGUCUGGUUUGGCAGAUGUUGAAUUUGACUGUGGUGUUGAUGUUAUUGUGGUAGCAGUGUUCCGGAGUUCAAGCUAUGACUCAAAGUGUCAUUGAACGUUAUGUCCUGCGGAAAUCUCUGGAGGCUACUGUUGUAUUUGUCAAAUGUAACUAUUGAAUCUGAAUUACAAAUUUUAUUAUAUUGGUGAAACUUGAUCCCCAGACCAGAAUGUCUGCAAUCAAAAUGUGAUUUUGACAAAUGUACUUUCAUUUUAGUCAUGAAAACCAUAGUAAUUAGUGCAAAUUUCAUGAAAUUCUGUGUAUCAUUUUUUAUGACAUUGUGUAUGAGAAAAUGUGGUACACAGUAGACUUUGAUUAGUGUAGCUGUGUGCAGAUGUGUCAUUAUAUUGUAUCGGGCACAAUGUCAAGCUGCCUUGGUUGGGAAGCAUUUCAAGGCAGACUUCCCUAUCUGUUGCUGUGGUGUUCAUGGUUGUGAAGACUGUGGUUGUUACUGUGUUCCUUAUAGCUCAUUCAAAUUGGCUGUUUCCCCGCCUGUGCCUCCCGCCUCCCGCCUUGUUUUGUAAUUUACUUGCCAUAGUUUGUAGAAACUGAUCCAAAGUUUUGUCUGUACAUGCAUAUGUAUAUCUCUUUAUAUUUGCCAAGGAAAUGAAAUACAAUUUGUUGCGUAGUACAGGCUGCAUGCAUGCAUUUGCGUUAAUGCGUAUGCAGUGUAGUUCACCUUUUCACUCUCAGAGCAACCUGUAUUAAAUACCAUGUUUUUAUUAAUUCAGCUCUGAAUUGUACAAAACCUGCCAAGGACAAUGCCAAAAUAGCAUCCAAGCAGUACUAGACCAAGAUUCAACCACAUUUGUUGUAUUUUACAUCUUCCUGUUUUAAACUAAUUUUAUCCUCCCAUGACUACUGCCUUUGAAUAAGUCCAUAUUUAGUGGAUUUUUUGUACAGUGUAAUGUAGAUAUGCAUGACCUGUUGAAGUCGCAAAUGUUACCAUAUAGAAUUGUUUAUCAAUUUAUACUUCUCUGCUGAAAGCUUAGGGCAACAGUUUGUUCAGAUAAUGCAAGUUUUAUUGAUCCAUUCCAGAUUUGAUGUUUAAGGGCAAUUUUAUCGUGUCUUCUAUUUGGUUGUGAAUUUUAGAUUUGCUGCCAUAUUGGAUUGCUUCACUUUCAUUGUCAUGGGUAAUUUUCAACAAAUUGGUUUCUCUCAUAUGACUGUACAUAAUAUUUGCAUACAUGUACAUGUAUGUGUAUUACUUUCUGAGGACUGACCAAAGAUAUCACUAGAAAAUUUACAGUAUGAUUCCCAAUGUUGUGUUCUUAGGUCUGUGGUGUCCAGAGUGAAAUAGUAGGCACUGAAUGCUGGUCAUGGACUAUGUGCAGUUUCCUGCAAUAUGUUCUCAGUCUGGCUUGUACGUCCAGGUUUAUAAAAUCUGCAUGAAUUCAAAUCCCUGAUGUGUGAGAUGAGUUUAAAUAAGCCACCACUAUUUUAAGGUUUCCAUGGUUUUAAUACUGUCAGGUAUCGAAAUGCAGUAUCGUUUUUUUUUUGUCUACAUACAUGUAUAUGUAGAGGGUUUUACAGUGCAGAAGUUGCAGAACUUGUUCAACUUGUCUUGCAUCUUAAUUUCUAAGAUCUCAGCAUUUUCUUACAUAAGCUUAUUAAUUCUUGUUUAAAGUAUACUGUGUUUCUUUGUACUUUUAGAUACUGAGCCUGAAGAUUUUAGGACAUUUGCCAACUUUAAUAAUUUAUUAUAGCUUUGUUAAGAAAUUGUUUUGUGCACAAUUGUGUGUCUGAGCCCCUGGGAAGAUUUAUUGUCUGUAGUCGCUGUUGCGCUUUAUCUAGUCUAGAGAAUUUGCAAGUUUCUCCCCAGAGUAUGUGCUUCGUUUUUCUUUCUCCUUUCUCAUCUUUCAUUUCAGUUACCAUUCAUUGUUGGGUUUUCAGCCAUCUGGCCCAGUAGGCUGGAAAUCAUGGGAUGCCAUCUGGCCCAGUAGGCUGGAAAUCAUGGGAUGCUAUUUAUGUUUGUUAAAGGUGCUUACCUUGAAAUGCUAUCUUAGAGAAAGACUUUAUUGUUUUUGUUUUAACUGUUUGUGCCCUGGGUAAAUCGUAUUGGAGGUUCAAUCUUAUAGGACGCUGGAGGCAUGUCAGUUUGCUGCCAGCUUCUUAACUUUACGUUAUUUAUGUUGAAUUUCCUCAAAGGGACUUCCAUGUCGUAAAAUUGUAAAUAUAAGUAUUUUCACCCAGGUCACACUGAAUGCCUCAAUUCUUUUUCACUCUCAUUUUAUCUGUCAUCAAAUCAUGUGUGAAAUCAGUAUGGGAAGGUGUACAUUUUAAGCGAAGCUCUUGUGACUGGAUGUUAAUAUGGUUACGUGGAUGUUGUAUGUAUUCUUACCAUAUGAUUAUGCUGAGUUUUCUAUAAGAUUGUUAAACAGUACAUGUGUUGGUAGACUGAGUCAAGCCAUCGACUACUGGAUUGAGUAGUGUGCGAAACUUGUCUACUUUUGUACCCAGAUGAAUAAAUAAGAUCUA